Molecule: messenger RNA, 2338 nt
Organism: Aphidius gifuensis
Lineage: Eukaryota; Metazoa; Arthropoda; Insecta; Hymenoptera; Braconidae
Gene: HisRS
Product: histidine--tRNA ligase, cytoplasmic
Exons: 4
Coding region: 474-1961 (495 amino acids)
Biological process (GO): mitochondrial translation; histidyl-tRNA aminoacylation
Cellular component (GO): cytoplasm; mitochondrion
Molecular function (GO): histidine-tRNA ligase activity; ATP binding
Source: RefSeq, a predicted model, not a curated record
AGUGCAAAUUCAGCGACUCUUGUAACAUUGUGACUCGUGUUAAAUUGUAAAAACCGCGUGGUGACAUGAUGGCUGACGCAACACGUACAAAUUUGCUGAAACAAUUGGAAGAUAUUGUAGAAAAAUUAAAAUCUACUGAAGCAGAUAGUGAAAAGGUGAUUUUAUAUUAACCAUAAAAUAUAAUUGAUCGUGUGCUAAAUAUUUUUUCAGUUGGCUUCUAAAUUUGCUAUUCCAUUUUAUCAGUGUAAAAUGUACUUGAUUCUAUGACUUAAUUUUUCUCUGUGUGUCGAUGAAUACGUGACACGUUGUCGAAAAAUUUUUUGUUCAUCUUAUUUUACCAUUGUUUUUUUUUUUAAACUGUUAUGUGAAAAUAGAGCGUGAAAUUAGUAAAUAUAUUAAAUUCAUUAUUAAGCUACUCGAAUAACUGUAUUUUUUUUUUUGGUGCUUAAUUUUUAUUAUCCGGGAAAUUUAUCAUGCUCCGGUUGAGACAUUUAAACUCCUUUGUUGCAAUUUGUAAAAAUCGCAGCUUGGUGAAUGUUGCCGCAUCGCAGGUUGCUGAGGAACUUGCUGCAUUAUUAAAACAAAAAGCAGCACUGUCACCUGAGAAUGAAUCUGCAUCUCAAAAAUUAACUCUCAAAACACCAAAAGGAACAAAAGAUUAUGGUCCAAAACAAACAGCAUUUCGUCAAAAUGUAUUGGAUAAAAUAAGAUCUGUUUUUGAACUUCAUGGUGCUGAGACAAUAGAUACUCCAAUUUUUGAACUUAAAGAAAUUUUAACUGGAAAAUAUGGUGAAGAUACAAAAUUGAUUUAUGAUCUUAAAGAUCAAGGUGGUGAAAUUUUGGCUCUCAGAUAUGACUUGACAGUACCAUUUGCACGUUACUUGGCAAUGAGUAAAAUAGCAAGUAUGAAAAGAUAUCAAAUUGGAAAGGUUUAUCGAAGAGAUAAUCCAUCAAUGACAAAAGGUCGUUAUCGUGAAUUUUAUCAGUGUGAUUUUGAUAUAGCUGGUCAAUGUGAUCCAAUGCUUCCUGAUGCAGAAUGUGUAAAAAUAGUCGUUGAAAUUCUUAAUAAACUUGAAAUUGGUUCUUUUACUGUAAAAAUAAAUCAUCGUUGUCUUUUGGAUGGAAUAUUUGCUGCAUGUGGAGUACCUGAAGAAAAAUUUCGUACUGUUUGCUCAUCUGUUGAUAAAUUAGACAAGACUCCUUGGGAAGAAGUUCGUAAAGAAAUUAUUGAACAAAAACAGUUGGAUCCAGAUGUUGCUGAUAAAAUUGGAAGUUAUGUAUCUAAAAGAGGAAAUGAUGAUUUAAUUACUGAGCUACAACAAGAUGAAGUUUUGAUGAAAGAAUCAUCAGCAAAACAGGGAUUAGAUGCAUUGAAAUUAUUAUUUGAAUAUUGCAAGAUAUAUAAAGUAGCUGAUAAAAUUGAAAUUGAUCUGGGUUUAGCACGAGGACUUGAUUAUUAUACAGGAGUUAUUUACGAAGCUGUUUUGUCAAACAGUGAAGUUGGAAGUGUUGCUGGUGGUGGAAGAUACGACAACCUGGUUGGUAUGUUUGAUGUAAAGAAAAAAAAUGUACCUUGUGUUGGUGUUUCUAUUGGUGUCGAGAGAAUUUUCAGUGUCUUGGAAAAUCAAUCAGCUAAUCGUGGAGAAAAAUUGAGAACAACAAAAGUUCAAGUUUUUGUUGCAACAGCCCAAAAAGAUCUUCAUAGAGAAAGAAUGCAAAUCUUGGCAGAUUUGUGGCAAGCUGGAAUUGGAGCUGAACAAUUUAAUAAAUUAAAUGCUAAGCUACUUAAACAAUUGCAACAUUGUGAAGAAUCUGGUAUUCCUUUGGCUAUUAUUGUUGGUGAAAGUGAACUUGCUCGAGGUGAAGUGAAACUAAGAGAAGUUGAUACACGAACAGAACGAUUAGUAUCUAAAGAAAAAAUUGUCGAAGAAAUACAGAACUGGAUCAGCAGCCAACAAUGAUAUUGAUUUUAUUAGGUUUUUAGUUUUCUAUCAAUUUAAAAUAUUAAAAUCAGCAUUUAGUUAAAUUAUUCUACAUAAAUUAUACUGCCACUGUAAUAUUGAUACAUAAAUAAAUAUUAAAUUGAUAAUAAUUAUAUCUUUUUCACUGGAGUUUUGUAAACGUGGUACUAUAUUAAAUAAAAAUUGUACAAGCUGUGAUUUACUUGUACCACGAUCACCACGAAAUAUUUAUAUUGACGUUGUAUUAUAAAAUAAGAUAAACGUUAUAAUAUAAUUCAAUUCAUUUUGAGGGCAAAUGAUGACCUUUACUCUCUUUUUAUUCAUGUAGCCUAAAAUAAAAAAUCAAUAAAAUAAUUUAAUAAAACAAAAAAAAAACA